Molecule: messenger RNA, 2372 nt
Organism: Papaver somniferum (opium poppy)
Lineage: Eukaryota; Viridiplantae; Streptophyta; Magnoliopsida; Ranunculales; Papaveraceae
Product: probable glutamate carboxypeptidase LAMP1
Exons: 12
Coding region: 96-2219 (707 amino acids)
Molecular function (GO): carboxypeptidase activity
Source: RefSeq, a predicted model, not a curated record
UAAAAACAACUCCACCUAACAUUAUUCUCCUACGAGUUCUCAUUUUCUAUCCAAAAUCAAAAUCAUCAAGAAAUCCUUAUGAUUGCCAGAUAAUCAUGUUUUCCAAUCCAAAAGUACCUACAACUACUCUCUUAAUCACUUGUAGUAUUUCCCUACUCCUAUUCUUCUUCUCCCCAUGUUUACCAAAUUACACUACUCAUCAUCACCACUACCUCUACACUUCACUCUCAGACAAUUCAUCCAUUUCAAACAACCUUCAAAUCCUAACUACUAGGCCUCACAUAGCCGGUUCAUUACACAACGCCGAUGCCGCUGCUUACGUUCUCUCCACUUUCAAUUCCUAUUCCCCUUGCAUGAAUUCCCACAUCGCAUCUUACCACGUGUCCUUAACGUACCCUUCAUCACGUACACUGACGUUGAUACGUCCACAUCCGGAGCCACCAAGCGGUUUCAAUCUUACUCAAGAGAACUACUCCAAUAACCCCUAUGCUCACGAGGUGGGACCAACGUUCCACGCAUACGCUAAGUCAGGUACGGCUGUUGGACGCGUCGUCUAUGCAAAUUACGGGAGUGUCGGGGAUUUCAAAACGCUCAGACAGAUGGGCGUGAACGUGUCGGGUACGGUUGUGUUGGCAAGGUACGGAAAGAUUUACCGUGGGGAUAUUAUAAGCAACGCUUGCGAAGAAGGAGCACUGGGUGUUUUGCUGUAUACGGAUAGGACAGAUUACGGUGGUCCGGAGAGUUUUCCUGAUGACAAGUGGAUGCCACCAAGUGGGGUCCAAGUUGGUACAGUAUACAGAGGGGCAGGUGAUCCAUCAACACCAGGAUGGGCUAGUACAGAUUCUGCUUGUGAGAGAUUAUCGACGGAUGAGAUUGAACGAAGAGGUGAAGUUCCUUCGAUUCCAUCUUUACCAAUAUCAUCCGAUGACGGUGAGUUCAUUCUGAGCGCAAUGGGUGGAAAAGUGGCCAAGGAUGAUUGGCAAGGUGAUUCUAAUGCUCCUAUUUAUAGAAUUGGUCCUGGCCCUGGGAUUCUAAACCUCACUUACCAGGGAAAUUAUGUUAUAAGCAAAAUAGAGAAUGUAAUUGGUGUCAUUGAAGGAGUUGAAGAGCCCGAUAGAUUUGUGAUUUUGGGUAAUAACCGAGAUGCAUGGACGUUCGGGGGAGUCGAUCCUAACAGUGGAACUGCAGUAUUACUAGAUAUUGCUCGAAGACUUGGUAAAUUGCAAAAGAAUGGAUGGAGACCAAGGCGAACAAUUAUGUUGUGCAAUUGGGAUGCUGAGGAGUAUGGCUUGAUAGGUUCGACUGAAUGGGUUGAAGAGAACAGGGAAAUGCUAGCAUCAAGAGCUGUUGCAUACUUGAACAUUGGCACUGCUGUCUCUGGACCAGGAUUUCAUGUUUCUACCACUCCUCAGCUUGAUGGACUACUUAAACAAGUUGCUCAACAGGUUCAAGACCCGGACAAUUCCUCGCAAACCAUAUAUGAUUCAUGGAGUGGUUCCAAAGGCACCCCUACAUUUGGGAGGUUAGGAGGUGGAGGGUCUGAUUACACAGCGUUUGUUCAACAUGUUGGAGUCUCUACCAUUGACAUGUCCUUUGGGGGAGGGUACCCUGUCUACCACUCUAUGUAUGAUGACUUCACGUGGAUGAGAAAAUUUGGGGAUCCUAUGUUCCAAAGACAUGUAGCAGCUGCUAGCAUUUGGGGGCUAGUUGCUCUUCAUCUUGCCGAUGAUGAGUUGUUACCUUUUAACUACAUGUUCUAUGCAAAGGAACUGCAGGCAAGCACAAGGGAACUAGAAAAGAGAAUCUCGGGCAAGAGUUUGAGCCUCCAUCCAUUGUACAGAUCAAUCCAAGAGCUUAAGAAAGCAGCUAUUAAAAUUGGUAAACAGAAAAAGGUGUUGGAAGAAAGAAUAAGUUGGGCAUCGUUGUUGCGAAGAGAUCCUUUGAAAGCAAGAGAGUUGAAUGAUCGAUUAAUGAUGGCAGAACGAGCAUUCACUGACAGAGACGGUCUCCCUGGGAGGCCAUGGUACAAGCAUUUGAUUUAUGGACCGUCAAAGUACAAUGAUUACGGGUCCAAAUCGUUUCCCGGGAUAGAUGAUGCUAUUGAGAAGGCAAAGACCCUGAACACUAUGGAAUCAUGGCGCCUGGUGCAACAUGAAAUUUGGAGAGUCUCUAGAGCCAUAACACAUGCAUCAUUAGUUCUCAACGGAAAACUAACUUGAUCCCAUAGAUGUCAUUAUUUUUCCAUAGUUGCUUAGAUUUUUCAGCUCUACAUAAACUUGCUUUAGCCAUUAUUGCAUCAACUGUACGUAAAUCUGGAACGACUAUAUAUUUAGUGUACUUGAUGGACAAAGUUAACUUAAUUUGUUCAAGCA